GCGCGCCUGGUGUUGGAGGCUGAGGUUGGGGGUUCAAAACUACAGAUUCACUUACAAACAGCACCCUCCGGGCAGCCGCGCCUAGAACCAGCUCCGCCACACCUCCCUAAAGUUACUCCCAGCAUCUUCGCGUCUUUUCCGGCCUCCACUCGUCUUCCGCUCAGGCCAGGCCAGGACGAUUUUGUUCCUUCCUGGUCGCUUCCGUGUUACGCUCUUCUCGUACUACGGUAUACCUUUCAGUAUUGCGACGGCUUCUCAUCCUCUGUACUGCCGUCUCCAUGUCUUCCUCGUCGAAGCGCAAGCUCCCUCUCUCCGCAACCGCCGGUCUUUCCACGUCCGAGCAAGCAGGUCAGCCAGGCGGAGCUCCUUCCACCUCCUCGCUCAAGCGCUCCAAAGUCUCCUUUGCAACAGACACAGGCCCGCUCAACGAUGACGGCAGUCUUGACACAGGGAAGGAUGCUGAUCUCACUGGAACCGACCUGGAUCUGGAGGAGCAGGACAGGAAACGCAAUCAGCAGGGGCGCAAGGGGAGGGUAGUGACGGAGGGGUAUGACAGUGAGGAUUCCGAUGAGGAAGAAGAGGAAGAGGAGGAAGAAGAGCAGGUGAACGCAGCUGCACAGGCGGGAGAUGGCGGAGAGGAAGAUGAUGAUAUGUUCGAGGUGAAGGAUUCUAGUGGUCAGACCGGCAGCAAAGGAGCCACGGCUGCUCCUACUACUGCUGCUGGACCCACUUCCGGCAAAGGCAAAGGAGCCGAGCGCUACCUCUCUCUGGGCGAAAUCGAAGGCCAAGAAUUCCAGAGCGGUCCCAGUGGGGCACUGAGUGAUGAGUCGGAUGAUGAAGAUCGAGACCCGGACCUGGAAUUGGAAGAUGAAGAUGAGGAUGAGGACGAAGAGGGUGACGAAGAGAAUAUCGAGGACGAUCCAGUCGCUGCUGGGGAGCGAACACCGCCGCUUAGUCCUGGAGGCACAACUGUCCUCCCACGAGACCUCAAGACGAUCCGCCGUCAAAAGGGACUCAAGGGCAAAGCAGCUCGCAAGCAGAAAGGCAGUGCCGCCAGAGGUACCUCCUCCAACCUGCCCGCUGGUCGACCAGGGGAAGGUAAGUCACAAGCUCAGAUGGACUUUGAUGACGCCGCCAUGGGUUUCAAGCUGGACGGCUUCAACAUGAAAUCUGAAAUGACAUCUGGCCGAUUCGACGAAGAGGGCAACUACAUUCCCAAUGCCAAGGAUCCUCUUGCACAACACGAUAAGUGGCUCGAGGGUAACUAUAGUAAAAAGGGAAUCAGGGCUGCUAGAGAGGCAAAGGAGAAGAGGGAGAGUGAAGCGCGGAGGAGAGAGAGGGAGGAGGAGAUGCUAGCUGGUGCUGGAGGGAUGGAGGGGGUGCAGAUGCGGCUGUUGGAGUAUAUGGAGAAAGGAGAGAGUGUGCUUGAGACGCUGCAGCGACUUGGAAAAGAGGCGAAGAAGGUCAAGGAUGAGGCCAAGAAAGCUGGUAAGCAACAGCAGCGCCGUAGCAAUACACAGCGACGCAAUGGAGCUGCCGCUGCCGCUGUAGACGAUGUCCCACCCGUCGCCUCUACCUCCUCUUCCACCUCAAACCCAGCUCAAAAUGGCCACUCCCAGACGCAAACAUCCACGCCUACGCCCUCUUCCGCGUCCACCCCAUCAGUCAUCAAGGCAAUCGAAACUUUCACCUCUCUCAUCUCAAUGCUCAUGGACCAAUUCAGUCAAGUAAACAUCUACGAGGAAGAGUACGAAGGACUAUUGCGCUCUGUACGCAAAUCAGGACUCGUAGCAGAAGAUUGGGAUCCUGCACGGAGUCGGGGGGAUGAGGUGGAGCAAGAGGAGGCGGAUGUGCAUGGAGGAGCAGCAGCGGCAGAGCCAGAAGCAGAGUCUGGUGUGCUAUACGAGUAUCGUUGGUCCCCCUCUUACCUCCAAGCCACCUCUACCUCCACCUCUACGGAAGACCCCUCGACAGAGACCCCAGUGGAGACAUUUGGUCCCUACGAUCUCCCUACUCUGCGCGCCUGGCGGGAAGCGGGGUACUUUGGUGAUGUAGGACCUCAGGGAAGGGGGAUGGGAACGGAGAGGAUCCUAUUGCGACGAGUUGGGGGUGAGGCAGGAGGUGGUGGCGAGUGGAAGAGCUGGAGUGAGCUACUUGGCGAUCGGUGAUCGGUGAGGGGGAGAGAGAGAGAGGAGUGGAGGGAAGGCUGUGUGUAGGAGUCGAUACCCUUAUCAAUCAAGCAAUAGUAACCCACAGUACUACAACCG
Microstroma glucosiphilum is the source of this 2267-nucleotide messenger RNA. RefSeq lists its product as hypothetical. Gene Ontology annotation, molecular function: protein binding. NCBI's taxonomy places the organism in Eukaryota, Fungi, Basidiomycota, Exobasidiomycetes, Microstromatales, Microstromataceae. The transcript has a single exon. The record is from RefSeq and is a predicted model, not a curated record. Gene Ontology annotation, cellular component: U5 snRNP. Bases 279 to 2168 code for a protein of 629 amino acids.